AUGCCCGAAAAGAAGCAUCGGGAUCUCCAAGGUCCAGAUGCGAGUCCGGCCAAUGAGGGAACUCGCUUCAUCGCCGCGAUCGACCAAGCCAAACGACUGCAACAGCAUCCUCUUGAUCCUCAAGACGUUGAGUAUGGGACAUUCUUGGCGACACGUAUGGUUCUGCCGUCAUUCCGUAUGCUACAGAGCCAAAGACUUGACAUUGAGACCCUGGGAAAGACUGUUCCAGAUGAAACGGACCAGACCACGGGAGCGUUGGUGAUCCCUUGGCUUGACGGCGACGACUGGAUCCUGUUUCACGUGGAUAAAGACACCGGCGCCGCAUACAUGUUCGAUCCUACUCCACGGCGAGAGCCAUCACGAGUUGUCGCCUUCUUCCGACAAGCAUACACAGACGCGGGCUAUGGUUCGAUCACUGCCAUGUGGCGUGUUCCCGCUGGAACGCGAACCGACAAGUGGUCCAGCGGUUGGUGGGUGGUCGAGAAGGUCCUCAUGUUAGUCACAGGCAGAGACAUCAAGUCUAUUGGCUUCGCGGUAGUGAAGUCUGAGGACGUCCCGUACGAAACAGACUUUGCGAAGACGACGGACAUGAUAGCGGACUUUCUGCAAAUGCGCUACGUCCGGGAGCCUGACCAAAGCGGGAACAGAGUUGUUUCCGUGCUUAUGGACCUCAAGUACCCCAUCCUUCCUUUCCUCUGGUUGUCCGGGAGCAGUGCUCAAGUAGAUACCUACGCUAUUCAUCAUGAUAGACCCGAACUCGUCAAGCGAAGUUAUGAGAAGUAUCAUCUCAAUCGUUCUCUGUCUUUGGACCCUAUGGCAAUUUCUAAGCGGGGCGGAGGUAGAUUAUGA
Microdochium trichocladiopsis is the source of this 849-nucleotide messenger RNA. RefSeq lists its product as uncharacterized. The coding region runs from base 1 to 849 and encodes 282 amino acids. The transcript has 4 exons. The record is from RefSeq and is a predicted model, not a curated record. NCBI's taxonomy places the organism in Eukaryota, Fungi, Ascomycota, Sordariomycetes, Xylariales, Microdochiaceae.